GGCGGAGGGUCCUCUGCGCCUCGGAGCUGCGCAGUAGCGCACUGGGUGUAGUCUGGACUCUCGUCUUUUCCUGCUGGAGUUUGUUGCAUGGCGGCGGCGGACACAAAGAGCUGAGGCCGAGCGCAGACCCGCACACCCCCACACAGUACACAGCACAGCCGGACACGAGCUGCGGAGGCGGCCGGGACGGAGACACCCGCCCUACGCUUCAGUCGCUGCCCGGAGACGGUUCAUGUCGGUAACCGGGGAGUUUCUGCAAACUCUGAAAAGUUGAAGGAGAGUUCGCGAGGGAGCCGCGCGCAGUCUUCUGAUCGUGAGGGAGGACGGAGGGGGCAGGAAAAAUGCCGAGUGUGAUCCGGGCUCUGGUGGCUCUGAGCUGGGCGGCGGCGCUGUGCGUGCGCGCUGCCAUGGACGAGUGCUCGGACGAGCGGGACUGGCCGCAGCGCUGCAUGCCCGAGUUCGUCAACGCUGCCUUCAACGUGACGGUGGUGGCCACCAAUACCUGCGGCUCUCCGCCCGAGGAGUACUGCGUGCAGACCGGCGCCACCGGGGUCACCAAGUCGUGCCACAUCUGCGACGCCCGGGACCCGCGGAACCACCACGGCGCCGCGUACCUGACCGACUACAACAACCAGCAGGACACUACCUGGUGGCAGAGCCAGACCAUGCUGGCGGGGAUUCAGUACCCGAACUCCAUCAACCUCACCCUGCACCUCGGUAAGGCCUUCGACAUCACCUACGUCCGCCUCAAGUUCCACACCAGCCGGCCGGAGAGCUUCGCCAUCUACAAGCGGACCAGCGAGGGCAGCCCCUGGGUGCCGUACCAGUACUACAGCAGCUCCUGCGAGAAGACCUACCAGAAAGCAAACCGCGGCUUCAUCCGCACCGGCCAGGACGAGCAGCAGGCGCUCUGCACCGACGAGUUCAGCGACAUCUCGCCGCUCACGGGAGGAAACGUGGCCUUCUCCACGCUGGAGGGACGGCCCAGCGCCUACAACUUCGACAACAGCCCCGUCCUCCAGGACUGGGUGACGGCCACCGACAUCAGAGUGACCCUGAACCGGCUCAACACAUUCGGAGACGAGGUCUUCAAUGACCCCAAGGUCCUCAAGUCCUACUACUACGCCAUCUCUGACUUCGCGGUGGGAGGAAGGAGGAGAUUUUCCUUCUGCACCUUCACCUGGAUCUACCUGAGCGUGCUCAGCUGGCAGCUCUGCUCUGUGUCCCCUCAGUGUGAUGACCGAGGCAUGUGUGCGUGUAAACCCGGAGUGACCGGAGAGAAGUGCGACCGCUGCCAGCCGGGACACCACAGCCUGACGGAGGCCGGCUGCAGGCAGUGCUCUUGCUCGCCCUCAGGCAGCACGCAGGAGUGUGACGUGAACACGGGUCAGUGUCGCUGCAAAGACAACGUGGAGGGCUUCAGCUGCGACAGUGUCACAGAGAAGUUUUUGGGGAACCAGGUUUUGAGUUAUGGGCAGAACCUGACCCUGAACUUCCGAGUGGACCGGCGGGACAGCCGUCUGUCGGCCGAGGAUCUGGUGCUGGAGGGGGCGAACCUGCGGGUGGCCGUCCCCCUCAUCGCCCAGGGCAACUCCUACCCCAAUGAGAACACGCAGACAUAUGUGUUCAGGCUCCACGACAGCACAGAUUACCCCUGGAGGCCGACCAUCAGCCACGCCGAAUUCUACAAACUUCUCCACAAUCUGACGGCCAUCAAGAUCCGCGGCACCUACAGCGACAGGAGUGCUGGUUACCUGGAUGAUGUCUCCUUGGUGACAGCAAGGCGGGGACCAGGUGUCCCGGCCCGCUGGGUGGAGCAGUGCACGUGUCCUCAAGGUUACCAGGGUCAGCACUGUGAGCAGUGCACGGUUGGAUACCGCCGCGCCCAGCCGGAGCUCGGACCCUUCAGCUCCUGCGAGCCGUGCAACUGUAACGGCCACAGCGAGACCUGCAACACCAACACAGGAGCGUGCGACUGUCAGGACAACACGGCCGGUCUGAGCUGCGAGCGCUGCCAGGACAGUUUUUAUGGCGACGCCACCCAGGGAACGCCAGGUGACUGUCAGCCAUGUCCCUGCCCGCCCGGAGCCACCUGCGCUGUCGUUCCCAGAACCAGAGAGGUGGUGUGCACCAACUGCCCCACUGGGACUACAGGUAAGCGCUGCGAGCUGUGCGAUGAUGGAUUCUUCGGCGACCCUCUGGGUCAGAACGGCGGCGUAGUCCGAACGUGUCGGAGCUGCAAGUGCAGCGGCAACAUCGACCCCAACGCCGUCGGAAACUGCAACCGCGAGAACGGAGAGUGCCUCAAAUGCAUUUACAACACCGACGGCUUCUUCUGCGACCGCUGCAAAGAGGGUUUCUAUGGCAACGCGCUGGCCCCCGAGCCUGCCGACAAGUGCAAACCCUGCGCCUGCUCGCCGCUCGGCACCAGGAACCAGCAGACCAGCUGCUCUCAGGGCACGGGUCAGUGCGAGUGCCUCCCCAACGUGGCCGAACGCGACUGCAGCGCCUGCAUGCCCGGCUUCUUCAACCUGCGGAGCGGGAAUGGCUGCGAGCGGUGCAACUGCAAUCCCAUUGGCUCCACCAACGGGCAGUGUGACAUCGUUACGGGACAGUGCGAGUGUCAGCCGGGCGUCACCGGCCUUCGGUGCGAGCGCUGCGAGACCAACUUCUUCGGCUUCAGCGUGUCUGGAUGCAAACCCUGCGAUUGCGACCCCGAGGGCUCCGUGUCGGGUCAGUGUAAGGAGGACGGUCGCUGCGAGUGUCGGCCCGGCUUCGUCGGAGCUCGGUGCGACAUGUGUGAGGAGAAUUACUUCUACAACCGCUCGGUGCCGGGCUGCCAGCAGUGUCCUUCCUGCUACAGUCUGGUCAGAGACAAGGUGAACCAGCAGAGGCAGAAGCUUCACGAACUGCAGACGCUGAUCGAUAACCUCGGCUCGGGUCAGGACACCGUCAGCGAUCAGGCCUUCGAGGAUCGUCUGAAGGAGGCAGAGAGGGCCAUCAUGGACCUGCUGGAGGAGGCCAAGGCCAGCAAAGAAGCGGACCAAGGCCUGCUGGACCGCCUAAACGGCAUCAACAACACUCUGACCACUCAGUGGAACCGUCUGAAGAGCAUCCGAAACACAGUGGACGACACCGGCACUCAGGCCGACCUCGCCCGGGGCCGAGUACGCGACGCCGAGAACCUGAUCGACCGCGCCCGCCAGGAGCUGGACAAAGCCAAGGACGCCAUCAGCAAAGUGGACAUCAAACCGCCCGGCGGCACCGGAGCGCCCAACAACCUGACGCUGCUGGCCGAGGAGGCGCGGAAGCUCGCCGACAAACACAAGAUGGACGCUGACCAGAUUGAGAGGAUCGCCAAAGACGCCAACGAUACGUCCAACAAAGCAUACAACCUGCUGCAGAAGACUCAUGAGAAAGAGAGGAAAACGAGCGAGGAGAUCGAGGAGCUCAACACGAAGUACAACGAGGCGAAGGAACUGGCCAAGAGCCUGGAGAAACAGGCCACCAAGGUUCAGACCAAGGCCGAGGAGGCCGGAAACAAAGCUUUGAAGCUCUUCGCUAACCUGACCAGCCUCCCGCAGAUCGACACCAAGGCCCUGGAGGAGGAUGCCAAUAAGAUCAAGAAGGAGGCGGCGGACGUCGACAAGCUGAUCGAUAAGACGGAGAAGGAGUACAACGACCUCCGAGAAGACCUGAAGCCCAAAGAGCAGGAAGUGCGCAAACUGCUGGAUAAAGGCAAAAGUGAACAGCAGACGGCCGAUCAGCUGCUCGCUCGAGCCGACGCCGCCAAAGCUCUGGCCGAGGAGGCGGCGAAGAAGGGCCAGGCGACGUUUAAGGAGGCUCAGGACAUCCUGGACAACCUCAGAGCCAACGAGAAGACCAGGCAGGCGGAGGAGGCGCUGGGCAACGCUGCCGUCGAUGCUCGAGAGGCAAAGAGCAAGGCGGAGGACGCCGAGAGGAUAGCCAGUAAUGUGCAGAAGGGCUCCGCCAAGACCAAAGAGGAGGCGGAAAAAGCCUUCCAGGACACCACCAAUCUCGACAACGAGGUCAACGACUUGAUGGCACAGCUGACCGACGCCGAGAAGGAGCUCAAGGAGAAGAAGGCCCAGGCCGACCAGGACAUGAUGAUGGCGGGGAUGGCUUCAAACAGUGCAAAGGACGCCGAGGAUAACGCCCGCAAAGCGAAGAGUACAGUGAAGACGGUCCUGAAGGUCAUCACGGACCUGAUGAACCAGCUCGGAAACAUCGAUAAGAUCGACCUGAGCAAACUGAAUGAGAUCGACGAGUCGCUGAAGAAGGCCAAGGGCGAGAUGGACAAAAGCGACCUGGAGAACAAGCUUAAGGAGCUGAACAACGUGGCGCAGACUCAGGAGGCGAUGAUCAACGACUACGACCGGCAGAUCCGCGAGAUCCGCGCCGACAUCGCCAACCUCAACGACAUCAAGAACACAUUACCCGAAGGCUGCUUUAACACGCAGUCCCUGGAGAAUCCUUAACCCUAACCCCGCCCUUCUCUUCCUCUAGCCCCGCCCCUUGCCCCACACUCACAUCUAACACUCCGGCGAGCACGCCGCCUUUUACCAAAAACACUUUUUGUUUCAGAUUUUUUUUUCUUUGACGAGACAGAAGCCGACGUGUGAAACCGUGAUCACGUUUUCAGCCGCCGAGAAGCAGCUGAUUUUUUUUUUCCCGAGACGCAGGGGCGUGGUUACGCUCGAACGAACUAAACGGCGUUGAGAAGCCGUGCGGAGGAACCAGAACCACGAACCCGACGUGACUGCAGCCGUCUGCUCCACAGCAGGAAGUUUGAGCGACGCAGGAAGCUCUGCCCGCAUUUCUGUUUUCUGUGUCCCACCAGCCAUUUCCCAUCAUGCCCAGGGGCGCUUUCGCAGCGUCCGCUCACUGAACGCCACUGCCUCCUCUAACCGGCAAACACAGUGAAGGAACCCUCGCUUUUCCUCUGAAGCUACGUGCCCAUGCAAACAGCAGGAGACCUCCUCAUCCUGCACCUCCUCCGACAGUGUUUUCUCCUCCAAACAGGUUAAAGAUGCAAACUCGGCCGCUCCGCGACGAACCGCAGAAAUCCAAAAUCAUUUCAAAACUAAACUCGUUUCUAGACGACGCAUCGCGAUGAUAUCAAGAUUUCUCGUCAAGCUUGCAAAAAAUUAAAAAUGUAAAACUUGGAAUAUUGAGCCUGAAGAUGUAAAGCCGGGAGAUUCUCUCGAGUUACGAAGGUAAAAUGAAAGCGCCGUCAUGACUGUGAGAGAUGUGAGAUUCAGGAUGUUGUUAAAAAGAUAAAAUGCCGAGUGAGCGUUUUUACCCAGAAUGGCUCUAAAACGCUGAUUUCUUUCUUGCAAUGAGAUGAAAUCUCGAUGUUAUUUCGAUGUUCUUGACGAUUUCCUGUCGCAAGACGAUCUGGGAGAGCGACGCGAGCAUUGCUGCUCCUCGGUGUCGAUAAGCUGUCGCAGGUGUUUGGCAGGAAGUCUUUUCAGUUUUGUGUUUUCGGGGCUUUUCCUGCUUCGUCUUCGGCGCGCUCUCCACGCUUCAACGCUCCCGUCUGGACUGUCACGCGUUAACGCUUCGCUCCAGGCUCGAUCCAACACUAUGCAACUUUGUACAUUUUGCGUAGCGAGAGUUUUAUCUGAUACACUGGUGCUAAUAAUAAUUAUUUCAAAUGUUCUAUUUUUGUGUGAAUGUUUUUUUAUUAUUCUGACACAGAGUGAGGAACUUUUGUCGUGUGUAAAUAUCUGAUGAUUCAGGACGGGCUGAUUUUCUCCACCCUGCAAACAGCCUCCAUCACAAUCAAUCAACGGGAACCUCCAGCAUAAAUAUCUAUAAAUAUCUAUAAAUAUGAAUAUCUCAUCACAUGUGCCUAGUUAUUAUUAUUAUUAUUAUUAUUAUGCUUGCUUGUAUACAAGGCUCCGUGUUGCUGCCUCAUAGCGACACCAUUACGUUUGUGUUUUUGAUUCUCGUGUUAGUUUUCACCCUCUCACCAAUCAGGUUGUUUUUUGAGUGGGCGUGGCCUGCCUCACCAGUCAUUUCACUGAAUGGAGUUAACAAGUCACAUGUGGCUAAAGUAGCUUUUGAUUAGUGUUUUUGUGCCUUAAUAUUAAAGUUCCUGCGAGGGCGUCCAUGCUUUCAUUUUGUCCUCGUGUCGGUACUGAAGCAGGUUUUUCUUUUU
This is a messenger RNA of Pundamilia nyererei, 6184 nucleotides long. RefSeq names its product laminin, gamma 1 (gene lamc1). The record is from RefSeq and is a predicted model, not a curated record. Bases 342 to 4499 code for a protein of 1385 amino acids. The transcript is spliced from 25 exons. Gene Ontology annotation, biological process: tissue development; animal organ morphogenesis. NCBI's taxonomy places the organism in Eukaryota, Metazoa, Chordata, Actinopteri, Cichliformes, Cichlidae.